Porites lobata is the source of this 2895-nucleotide messenger RNA. The record is from the annotation of a GenBank genome assembly. NCBI's taxonomy places the organism in Eukaryota, Metazoa, Cnidaria, Anthozoa, Scleractinia, Poritidae.
AUGGCCAACAAAGAAUACACCGAAGAGGAGCUGAAUUAUUUCCGUGUUUGUUACAUCACCACCCACAUCAUCAGGGAAGGUCUUAAAGAACUGUUUAAACGUGAAUGGGACCGACACCACAGUCCUGGGUUUGGUUUAUGGCAAGAUACUGCAAGAAAUGGGCAGGAUUUCUUUAGAAUGGAAUCAAAAAAGAGUCGUUCAAAAAAUUCAAGACUCUUGUCUAUCAUUCAAAAUGGAAACACAGAAGAAUGGGAUUGUACAUGUUUGUUCUUUGCAAUUCUCUAUUCAGACACCCUGGGGCCUUUUAUAAGCACAGCAGUUUUCAAUGGUGUAGACGAUUUGCGAAUGUUCCGUAAUGAAGUAUUUGCACAUCGUUCUAAAGCUUGUUUUCCUAAAGCAGAGUUUCAGAGGUGUGUAUCCAGUCUGUCAAAUGCAUUCACGUCCCUUCAUCUUGCUACUGCAGAACUUCAGAGAAUAAUCAACCAGAAAAGUUUUCCCACCGGGGAACUUCAGAAGUUCAAAGAACAGGUGACGAUCUUGGAAGAUGAGAUACAAGGUAAACCUAAAUCUUUCGUCAUUCUUCCACAGCUGCCAUCACAUGCGGUUGUCGAAAGGAAAGUGGAAGUUGAAAACAUCAUGCAAAAGUUUUCAGAUCUCCAGGAAAACAACAAGGAUGCUUCUGUUGUUACGAUUUACAUCUCUGGUAAUCCAGGAUGUGGCAAAAGCCAAGUUGCUCGUGAAGUUGGCAGGCUAUUUUUUGAAAGAGAAGAUGCUAAGAAUGACCAUGAUAGUUGCACGCUUGUAAUGACCUUCAAUGCUGAAAGUGAACAAUCUUUGUUAGAUUCUUACUGCAAGUUUGCCCUUAAGGUUGGUGUCACCGAAUAUUCCCUUAACAGCAUCACAGGAGGGGACUCAGUUUUGUUGCCCUAUGAAAAGAUUUGUCAUCUAAAAACUCUUGUGUCUGCCAAAAUGGAAAGGUAUUGCAGCUGGCUUCUUAUAUAUGACAAUGUUAACGAGCUUAACGAUUUUUGGUCUUUUGAUGACUGGAUAGGUCGUGGAGAUUACUUGCCUGAUGAGCACUGGGGGGGUUGUGGUUAUGUUCUUGUUACUACCCAGGACAGUACCAACCUACCAGAAGCUGACCCUCUUUGUGAGAGUGUGUCUCUGAGUGAGGGCAUGCAGUCUGAAGAUGCAAGCAUUCUACUUCGAAAGAUUUGUCCGUUUUCCAGUGAUAGUGAAGAAGAGUCCUUAGUCCUGAAUGCUUUGGACUAUCAACCUUUGGCUAUUGCCUGUGCUGGAAUUUAUGCGCGUUACAUUGUGGCAGGCCGAAAGACAAGUUCGGGUUACUGUUGGAAAGAAUACCUAAAGAAACUGGACACGCUGGAAGAGCGAGCUGCUGCAGAGAAAGUAUACAAACGGGCGAGCAGGUGUUAUCGAUCUUCAAUGAUCGCUGCAGUUACCUUGGCUUUUGAAAAACUGGUGCAGGAGCCAAAUUUUGAACAUGUGGUUCCAUUUCUUGCCUUGGGUGCCCCAACGCCUGUACAUGUGGAUUUGAUUAUUCGUUAUCUUGCAGAGCAAGAUCCAGAUUGCGAUGAAGAUUUGGCUGCUGCUGAAAUCGUGAAAUGCUCCCUGCUAAUACAGCAUUCUCCAGAUGAGAGCUCAAAGGUGCAAGUUAGGAUGCACCAAGUUGUUCAUGAAGUCUUCAGGAAGUACCUUCUUGAUAAGUGUAGCAAGGAGCAGAUUGCCGAAUUCAUUCUGUUGUACAUUGAAAUACUGUCCGCCUCUGCCCAGCAUGACCCACUUCAUUAUGACCUGGACUUCCAUUUGACCUCAAAAAUGAUGGCUCCUCAUUUGAAAUAUCUUUCCCAUCGACCCGAACAGCUGUGGAAAUUAGUCCUGGCUAAAACCAACAAAAAGCGUUCACUGCAAGGUACUUUUUUCAGUUUUGGGGACAUUUGUAGGAAACAUUUUUUCCUUGGGGAGGCCAGUAGUUAUUUCCAUGAUGCCCUGCAAAUUGCAUUAGAUGAAUAUGACAGUAACGAUAGAAACAAAAUCCGUUUUAUUGCCACCAUCUUAAACAACAAAGGUCUGAUUUGUCAUGAAAAUGGCGAGUUCGAGACUGCUGAAGUGUACUACAAGCGUGCUUUAGACACCCUCAGGGCACUGCACCCACCAAACACAAGCCUUCCAGAAAUUGCGGACUCGCUGAACAAAUUGGGAACACUCUACUACACUUUUUCUGAUAGCGAAAUUUCCGAUAGGGAACGCAAAAGACGGGAUUACGUGCUUCAGCAGUACGGUCUCGAGCCUUCUAAUUUGGCAACACGUUACUAUGAUGACAACUCGUAUAUGGAAAAAGCGCAAUAUUACUUCCAGCAAUCCCUUGACAUGAGGAAACAGUUAUAUGGUCUUGAGCAUCCUGAAGUUGCAGCUUCACUUGCCAAUGUUGGUUGCAUCCACAGUGUGAUGGGUGACUUGGAAACCGCAAAGGAAUUUUUCGAGAGGUCAUAUGCUCUUAGAAAUAAGAUAUAUGGCAAAGAACACCCAUGUGUUGCAGAUUCUUUGAACAAUCUUGGAAUCUUGCACAGCAAAAUGGGCCUCACCAUGGAGGCAAUUCAAUAUCUGGAAAAGGCAUUGGAAAUGAGAAAGAAGCUUUUCUUUCAUGAUCAUGCUGUGAUAGCUGAUUCAUAUAAUAACCUUGCUCUUUCGUACCAAUACAAUGGUCAAUUUCGGAAAGCAAAGGAAUGCUUUGAAGAAGCGUUGCGUAUUAGGGAAAGAGUCUCAGGAAAAGAACACGCGUUGGUAGCAACAUUGUUGUUUAAUUUCAGUGCCCUGUACUUGAGAUUGGGUGAAAUGGAGAAAUUCAAAUCUCUUCAUAAUCGUGCUCGGCAGAUA